Melospiza melodia melodia is the source of this 5036-nucleotide messenger RNA. It is a transcript of the gene MAPT, whose product is annotated as microtubule associated protein tau. The coding region runs from base 146 to 2488 and encodes 780 amino acids. The transcript is spliced from 16 exons. Gene Ontology annotation, molecular function: microtubule binding. Gene Ontology annotation, cellular component: neuron projection. Lineage: Eukaryota; Metazoa; Chordata; Aves; Passeriformes; Passerellidae. The record is from RefSeq and is a predicted model, not a curated record. Gene Ontology annotation, biological process: neuron projection development; microtubule cytoskeleton organization.
GCGCCCCCGCCCCGCCCGCGCCGCCGCCGCCGCCGCUGUCACCGUCACCGCCACCGCUGUCAGCAGCCGGCUCCGGUGCGGACACCCCCGCAGCAGCGGCAGGAACCUUUGCUGAGAGGUGGCAGAGCAGCCUCAGGACACCACCAUGAUGGAGGAUCACGCACCUGGCCAGGAAAAACACUUCUCAUCAGGCUAUCCCCUUCAGAUACCAGUCGAUGAUGGAUCGGAUGAGCCUGUUUCUGAAACUUCUGACGCUAAGAGCACCCCAACUACGGAAGAUGCCACAGCACCUUUAGUGGAGGAAGGAGACCACGAGGAGCAGGGUGGUGCGGAACAGCACGGGGAGAUCCCAGAAGGAACCACAGCCGAGGAGGCGGGCGUGGGAGCCACUCCCAACCUGGAGGACCACGCUGCAGGAGAUGCCACUCAAGCUCCGGGCGAGCCGGGCUCUGCCAAGCUCCAGCCUGGCCCUCAGGAGCGUGUGGGAGAGGCAGGGAAAGGUGCCAGCCAGCCUCCAGAGCAGGGGCUGGGCCCUCAGCAGCCGCCCCUGCCCCGUGAAGCCAAGGCUCCAGCAGCAGCUCCCACCAGGAUCGAGGUCACCAUCCCCAUCCCCCUGGACAUGUACCAAGGCUCUGGAGGCAGCAGUGCAGAGCCAGAGCUGGGUCUGGCAGGAGCAGGAGGCACAGGUGACCUCAAGGAUGGACCUUUGUGUGCCAGAGCCACCAUGAAGGAAGGUUCUGGUGGACGGGAGAGGGAUGAGGGCCGGGAUGCUGAUGAAACUCCUGGGCAGGGGUUGCCUUCCCUCGUGGAUCAGCGCGUUUCUCCGGGACCUGAAAAGGGCUCGUGGCCAGCAGCUGCCCAGGAGACUCGUGAAGAAUCUGAUGGAGAAAACAAGUCCAAAGGUGUCCUCAGAGACGCCCCAGGAGAGGCACUUGUGGUCGAAGCUGAGUCAGAUAAAGCAGGAGAGGACCAAGAGGAGAAGCGAGAGCUGCUGGGGGGAGAAGGAGGCGCAGACACCCCCCUGCCAGAGCCUUCUGGAAGUGUCCCCCAAAUAGAAGCUGAGCCCAAGGAGGGAGAAGACUCUGGGCCCGUGCUGGAAACAGCCAAACUCGCUGCUGAGGCAGAGGAUGGUGUGAAGGAUGAAGAUGCUGCCCCGGGAGAGGCUGUGCCAGCCUCGGGUGCCCGCCGGCCGCCCCGGAGGAAGCCGGGUGGCAUUGCCACGGACAAGGGCAGCCGUGUCCCUCUGCUCAAAGGUCGUGUUGACAAGGAAGGGACCGAAGCUGAUGAAAAGAAACCCAAGAAAUCCUCACCUUUGUGCCCUGCCAACCCCUGUGGCUCCACUGCCCCCAUGCAGCACGCGGCACCCAGUGCCUCCAAAGCACCCUGCAGCCCUGCCAGUGCCAGCCCCCGGCCUGCCAGCACGGGAAUGCAGGAAAGCAGAGCCAAGGGCCCGGAGGCGCGCGGUGGCUCCAAGACGGGCUCGGCGCGCGCGGGGCAGGCGCAGCGGAACUCCACCAACGCCACCCGCAUCCCGGCCAAGACCCCCACGGCCCCCAAGACCCCUCCCAGCUCCGGCAGAAAGGAGCAGAAAAAGCCACCUCCUGCAGCAGCAAAGACUGAGAAAGGUGAGCAGCCCAAGUCCGGAGACAGAAGCGGUUACAGCAGCCCCGGCUCCCCCGGGACUCCGGGCAGCCGUUCCCGCACCCCCUCUCUGCCCACCCCACCAGCCAGGGAGCCCAAGAAGGUGGCAGUGGUCCGCACGCCCCCCAAGUCGCCGGCCUCCGCCAAGACCCGCGUCCCGCCCGCCGCCGCGCCCAUGCCCGACCUGAAGAACGUCAAGUCCAAAAUCGGCUCCACCGACAACCUGAAGCACCAGCCCGGAGGUGGCAAGGUGCAGAUAAUUAAUAAGAAGCUGGACUUUAGCAGCGUUCAAUCCAAGUGUGGCUCAAAGGAUAAUAUCAAACACAUCCCGGGCGGAGGCAGUGUGCAGAUAAUUAAUAAGAAGCUGGACUUUAGCAGCGUUCAAUCCAGGUGUGGCUCAAAGGAUAAUAUCAAACACAUCCCGGGCGGAGGCAGUGUGCAAAUCGUUUACAAGCCGGUGGACCUGAGCCAUGUGACAUCCAAAUGUGGUUCCCUGGGCAACAUCCACCACAAGCCAGGUGGUGGCCAGGUGGAGGUGAAAUCUGAGAAACUGGACUUCAAAGAUAAGGUGCAGUCGAAAAUCGGGUCCCUAGAUAACAUCAGCCACGUCCCUGGAGGAGGCAAUAAAAAGAUUGAGACUCACAAGCUGACCUUCCGCGAGAACGCCAAAGCCAAGACCGACCACGGCGCCGAAAUCGUCUACAAGUCCCCGACCAUCUCCGGAGAUGCCUCCCCGCGCCGCCUUAGCAACGUCUCCUCCACCGGCAGCAUCAACCUGGUGGACUCCCCCCAGCUGGCCACGCUAGCCGACGAGGUGUCCGCCUCGCUGGCCAAGCAGGGCUUGUGAUCGCGGCGCGGCGGCCACCGGGAGAGAAGACGAGGAAAGGAAACGAAAAAGAAAAGAAACAAAAAUAAUAAUCUGGCCUUCUUCCUCUGUUCCUUUUACAGCUGCUUCCCCGUCCCUAACUGGUUAAUGAUUUAACCUGCUUUUACUGUUCAUUCAGCUCUAGCUCCAGGACUUCAAAAUCAGUGACACUAUGAGGUACAAAACCUCCUCUCCCCCUGCUCCUCGGAGCGCACAGCCCGUCCCGUCGCGUCCCCGCGCUGCCCCCGCUCCUGCCCUCGCUGUCCCAGCCCUGCCCGGGGCCCCGGCGAGGCGGGGAGGGGGCCCGAGGGGCGGCCACGGCAGCCCGGGGCAGCGGGUGGCGCUCCCGGGACGGGGCUGUGACCCGGCCCAGCCCGUGUCCCGCCGCUGGCCAGGGCUGCGGGGAGGCGCCCUCCCUCCCUGCCUGCCUCCUCCCCGCGUUAAAUUUGCCUGCUGAUUUGGAAGAAACCUUUUGUUUUUAUUUCCGAAAGCCGAGAUGUGUAUGAAGAUAACGGCCAGGUACCCCCUAACCCGCUCUCAGCUCCGGCAGCUGGAGUCCCGGCGAGGCCGGGUGCCCGCUCCGAGGGGCCCCGGGCGGCCGUUCCCCUCUCCGUGGCUGUGCUGGAACCGCUGAGUGGAUGAGUAGAGGCUUUUCCCCAUUCCUUUGGCAGCCCCUCGUGUCGUAGAGUAGAUUUGUCUGUAUAUGCUUGGACCGUGCCAGGGUGAUUGUUUUCAUAAACGAGCAUGUGUUUGAAAAAUAAAUGCUGUAAGUAGUUUUGAGCUGCCCCGCGCCGGCUCCGGCCGUGCCCAGCCCCGGUGCCGCAGGAGGAGCCCGGCACCGCAUGUCUGCCGGAGGAGGGGCACCCACAGCGCCAGGGCUGGGAUGGCUCCUGGAUUUGGGUGCAGCUUGUGACAUUUUUGGGUUGUUCUUUUUCUUUCCCUGCAAGGUCAGCUCAGCGAUGGCGGAGGUGGCAGCUCCAUGGCUCUGCUGUGCCGGUGGCAGCGGUGAGACCCCGGCAGGACGCGGGGGAGGCGGCAGCAGCUGCCCCAGCCCGGGGCCAGCGGCUGCUCCCUGGCACUGAAGCCCCUUUGCGGGCGCUCCCCGGUGCGAGUUGGCAGCAUCUCACCCCUCACACGGCACUGACCGCCCCAGCACACUCGGGGACAGGAGCCACUCGAGUUAUUGCUUUGGCCGCUCCUGUUCCUGUGGCUCCCUGGGAGCACGAGGGGUCCCGUGGCUGUCCCUGCCUGCCCCUUCCCUCUACAACCAAAGAGGCCGAGAUGCCACCAGAGCAGCUGUGUGUCCUCCUGCCCUGUCCUCCUGUCUCCCCCAGGGGCUCCAGCCGAGCUCUGGGGGUUCAGCUGGAGCUGGGAGGGCAGAGGGGCCCCUGCACCCCGGGCUGUGCUGCAGGGAAAGCCGUGCUUUCCCAGCAAGGGCUGCAAUCCUGGUCCGACAGGGCUGGCGGGGGGUCAGGGCCCCUGGUUGUCCUUGGGGUGGUGGCUGGGUGCCACCGAGGCUGCCAGAGCAGCUGUUCCUGGGCAGAGCAGCAAUUCCUCCCCGGACAGGACCUGUGGGAGCUGUGAACCCCCUGUUGCCCCUGUCCCUCUGCAGGGCUGGGCUCCCGCAGGCCUGGCUGUGGAUGGAGAUGGUCUGGGGGGUCCAACCCUUCUCUGUGCAGCCCCAGGAGCUGCUCUGUUGCUGGGGAGAGGCUGGUCCAGCAGCACCACCGUGUCCAGCUUGUCACUCGCUCCGUUCACUUGACUCCAUGAUUGUAAGACUCUGUGCUCCGUCCCUGACUCUGUAGCGCUGUAGGAGCCGCCGCGCUUUUUGUCCUUUGUAGAACGAGCAAGUUGGGAGAACCCUCAAAGCGUCACCUCCUUACCCCUCUGGGCUGCAGGACGGGGUAGCUGAGCUCGCCCGUCCUGUGCCACCCCUGUCCCCUCUGUGCAGCCCCUGAGGGACACCAGCACCCAGGCUGGGAUGGCCUCGGUGUGCAGUGAGCAGCCCCUUCCCACUCUGAGUGUCCUCAGCCCCGCUCUUGUCCCCGCCGGGGGCUGUGGGGAGCCAGGACAGCCCUUUACAGCCACCACGUCACCCGCUGUCCCCUCCAGCAGCCCGAGCCACGUCCCCUGCCCCAACCCUGCCUUCAGACCCAGGCCCGAGGCUCCGGUGAGCAGCCGGACACAACCCGACCCCCGGCUUUUCCUUUACUCCACACACAUCUUGGGUCUGAAAAGGGUUAAAACCGGCACUGAUUUAAAACAAAACAAAACAAAACAAAACAAAACAAAUCGUAUUUCUGCACUCCAAAAGAUUCUGCGUGUUAGCCAAGGUCGGUGCCAGCCUGUGUGGUGUUGGCAGCCCCGUGCCCCCCGCGCCGCGCCGGGGAGGGGAGGGAAGGUUUGAUCUCAGCGUAUCAUUCUAGCUUAGCUUCUGUCUGUGGGUGUCCAUAGUGUAUCGUGUGUUUAACAACUGGUUUACACUGUUGCCGUAAAAGUGAAUUUGGAAAUAAAGUCAUUACUACGAUAA